This is a messenger RNA of Helobdella robusta, 177 nucleotides long. RefSeq lists its product as hypothetical. The transcript is spliced from 2 exons. Gene Ontology annotation, biological process: regulation of DNA-templated transcription. The annotation marks the transcript as partial. Lineage: Eukaryota; Metazoa; Annelida; Clitellata; Rhynchobdellida; Glossiphoniidae. Gene Ontology annotation, molecular function: DNA binding; DNA-binding transcription factor activity, RNA polymerase II-specific. The record is from RefSeq and is a predicted model, not a curated record.
CGACCGAAACGGGACCGAACCGUCUUUAACAAAUUUCAACUGCAACAAUUGGAGAGGGCCUUCAAAAAUGGGCCUUACCUGGAAAAAGUUGGAAGAGAGGAAUUGGCGGGAAAGUUGGGGUUGACUGAGACACAGGUUAAAGUCUGGUUUCAGAACAGACGAACAAAAAAUAAACGA